Messenger RNA from Rotaria sp. Silwood2, 741 nucleotides. NCBI's taxonomy places the organism in Eukaryota, Metazoa, Rotifera, Eurotatoria, Philodinida, Philodinidae. The record is from the annotation of a GenBank genome assembly.
AUGCCAGAACCACUUUCUAUACCACGUAUAUAUUACUUGCUUGAUACUUCUCGAUCAAUGGAUUACACCUACGGUAUAAAAUGGCCACUCUGUAGUAUUAUUCCUGGUCUUACACGUGGCGAACAUGCUUUAAACAUGUGUGCAACAUUUGAAAGAAUAAAACCAUCUUAUAUUCAUCGUUAUUUCAUUAGUUUCCAAGGUGAUACCGAUGAAUAUCCUGAUCAUUCACUUAGUUUGGAUGCUAUUCAAAAUAAAUAUAAAAAUAAAUCACGCCCUCGAUAUAGAAGUAAUAUCAUACAACGUUUACAUAAUGUACUUCAAAUAAUGAAACAUGAUGCACAAAAUCGUCCGAAUUCUGGUUCACGUCUUAUUAUUUUUUCUGAUGGUGACGAUAACAAAAGCACUAGAACAUUAAGAUAUUUACAUCAGCAAACAAUGAAGGAAUUAUCUUCCAUAGGCAUCAGUGUUGUUGUUAUCAAUUACGAUACUAUUGGGCUUGAAUUUCCUGAUGCUCGUCAUUUCAAUAGUGAUGAUUUUCCACCUGGAAAUAUGGAUGGACAAGUUAGAAACUUGCUUCAUCAAAAUGCACCUCACAAUAGACAGUAUGAUAGUGCAUCUAUUUCAUUAUCUCAUUCUUCACGUAAUAAUGGCCAAUCCAAUAUUAGAACAUUAAAUGAUCUUCAACCAUCUGUAGAAGAAAGUCAAUAUCAAUAUAAUCAAGUUUAUGUUACAGCUUCUUAA